AUGGGAAGUGAAACGGAAGGUUGUAGCCUAGCCAGCCUAAAAGACAAUGACAACAUAGCCCUUGUUUAUAUCACACAGCAGGCUCUUGUCACUGUACACAUGGCUUUUCACAGCUCAAGCCCCAGUUGCAGUGACAGUAGCAGUGUCACCUGCAGGAGUAGCAGCCAACAGUACUGGCCAGAAAAUCACCCAAACUUGUCCCCCACUGGCCACCUACUGGUAGCAGUGUUCCUAGGAGUUAUUGGAACUUUGGGUUUUUUCAAUAACCUUCUGGUGCUGAUACUGUUCUGCCAAUACAGAGUCCUGCGCUCCCCAAUUAACAUGCUCCUGAUGAACAUCUCUCUGAGUGACCUGAUGGUCUGCAUCCUUGGGACACCAUUCAGCUUUGCAGCCAGCACCCAGGGACGCUGGCUCAUAGGAGAAACUGGCUGCAUCUGGUAUGGAUUCGUCAACGCGCUUUUUGGAACGGUGUCUCUGGUGUCGUUGGCAGUGCUGUCUUAUGAGCGGUAUUGCACCAUGCUUCGAAGCACUGAGGCAGAUUUUACAAACUAUAAAAAAGCCUGGUUUGGGAUACUGGUAUCUUGGAUAUACUCAUUCGUCUGGACUCUUCCUCCACUUUUUGGAUGGAGCAAAUAUGGGCCAGAAGGGCCUGGCACAACCUGCUCUGUUAACUGGCACUCACGUGAUGCCAAUAACGUAUCUUACAUUGUCUGCCUCUUUAUCUUCUGCCUGGCCUUGCCUUUUGCUGUCAUUGUUUACUGUUAUGGGAGACUGCUUUUUGCUAUUAAACAGGUCAGUGGGGUAAGUAAAGGUAAUUCACGCGUUCGGGAGCAGAGAGUACUUGUCAUGGUCAUCGCGAUGGUCGUUUGCUUCUUGCUGUGCUGGCUGCCCUAUGGGGUAAUGGCAUUGGUCGCAACGUUUGGAAAACCAGGCAUCAUUUCCCCUUCUGCAAGUAUCAUCCCGUCCGUGCUGGCAAAGAGCAGUACCGUGUAUAACCCCAUUAUCUACAUCUUCCUAAACAAGCAGUUCUACAGGUGCUUCACUGCUCUGAUUCAUUGUAACAAAGUUCCCCAAGUCUCCAGCAACAAAGGUUCCUCCAAAACCACCAAGAUGAUCUUAACCGUCCGCAAGCUGCCAGAUACUAACUUCACAGUCAAUGUCGCUUCCACUCCACCUUCCAGCUCAUCGGUAAAAAAUGAAGCCAACAAUGCAGACAACAAAACUCAAAACGGCAACACGAAACCAGUGAAGACUCUGGUUGCUCAUUAUACAAUUUGAUGUCACUUUUGUAGUGUGACUUGUUCCUACUGAAUAGGGGAAGAUGGUGGGUUUGUUACCUGAACGAUGAUAUUAAUAAAAUAUUCCAACCGAUCCAGUUGCAAUUGUGCAAUACAGACUGUAAGACAGACAGAUGGACCUGUCUAUUCUCAGGACACAUGUGCACCAUUAACCUGAUGGAUAUUGGCGUUUACAGAAUAUGUUAAAUGUUAGAACCCCUUACAUCUGUCCAAUUUUCUCUAUGGUGGGCAAAGGAUUUAGGUGAGGUCCUGCUCUCCUUAUGCUACGGAAUUCCAAGAAGUUGGAGCAAGGACUGAAGAUUCUGGACUUAAAGUUAUUUGUGAUGCAUUAUGAGGAGAGAAGGAUCAUCAGACUGUUCUUAAUAUGUAUCUGUAUUUGUCUUUUUAAGUGGAAGAGAAAGUCUUCUGUAUUUUUAUGCCCAUUUCUAAAAUGAGUACAUUGUGUGUAUACAGGGCAGUAAUUUUAUCCAUGCAGUUUUAGGGUGGUGGCAGACUGGGAGAUUAGUCUCCCAGCUACAAAUCUUCUCUUCUCUCUUCUCUACUCUUCUCUUCUCUGGGCAACUAAUCUCCCCUCAAGAGGAAACUUCGGCGACUCCAGAAAUACUAAGCGAUUCAAAUGCAAUUCCGCUGGCGUUUCGUAUUCUUGUAGACGGGAAGGCAUUUCAGGGAGAUUAGUCGCCCAAAGUAGAGAAGAUUUGUCGCUGGGCAACUAAUGUCCUUGUCUGCCACCUGCGUAAGGGAUACUGUCAUCAGAACACAAAAGAGCCUAUUUAUCAUGCUGUGUAAAAAGUGGAGUGAUGCA
Molecule: messenger RNA, 2100 nt
Organism: Xenopus laevis (African clawed frog)
Lineage: Eukaryota; Metazoa; Chordata; Amphibia; Anura; Pipidae
Gene: tmtopnb.L
Product: multiple tissue opsin, gene 2 L homeolog
Exons: 5
Coding region: 1-1278 (425 amino acids)
Source: RefSeq, a predicted model, not a curated record